AUGGGAAAUCAAGCUCCUCAACUCGUCUACUCAGUAGAAUGUUCAGAAAAGAAGGAAGGUGAGACUUCUAUUAGAAGAUCUCCCGUCUCUGCCUUAGGAUUGAAGAAGCAACCUGAAAAGGAUAUUUUGACCAUGCAAGAUGCUUGGAUUAAAGUAGUAAAAACAUGUGGUGAUCAGCAAUUCCUCUUCACUAGAAAUAAAUAAACUAAUAUUUAUGAAGGUAAGACUUACAAUGAAGUCAAUGCUUUAGCUCGUGCCCUUGGUUCUGCUAUCGUUCAUGAAAAACUUUACUACGAGUCUAACGAAGACAGCAGAUUCCCUGGCUUGAAGAUGGUUGGUAUCUUUGCUAAAAACUGUGAAGAAUGGACUAUUUUCGAUGUUUCAAACAUGCUUUAUGGACACGUUGCUAUCCCACUUUACGACACUUUAGGUCCUUAGAAUAUUACUUAUUGCUUGAAGCACUCUGGAAUUAUUACUUGUAUUGCUUCUGGAGCUUCUGUUUCUCAAUUCGUUAAGACUACUGAUAUUGGAAGCUUAAAAAACAUUAUUGUUAUUGACGAUGUUAAGCCUGAAGACAAGCUAGCUAUGGAAUAAAGAGGUGUCAAGUUCUAUUCUUGGGAUGCCAUUAUUAAUAUUGGUAAGCUCAACCCUAAGGACAUUGUUUAAGUUUAGGAAACUGACUGUCUUACCUUCUCCUACACCUCUGGUACUACUGGUGAUCCCAAGGCUGCUAUGAUGUCUCAUUAAAACUUUAACUCUGUUUUGGCUGCUCUCAAGUACCACCCUAAUGUCAAAUUUUAUCCUGAUGAUGUUCACUUAAGUUAUUUGCCUAUGCCUCACGUCUUUGAAAGAGUUUUCGUAUAUGCUGUCCUUUCUCAAGGUGCUAAGAUUUACUUCUAUUCUGGUGAUGUCUAAAAGCUAAAGGAUGAUUUGGCUGUUGUUAAGCCCACUUUCUUCAUAUCAGUUCCUAGACUCUACAAUAGAUUCUAUGAUUUGAUUAAUUAAUAAUUUGAAAAGUAGACUGGAGUUUAGAAGUUCCUCUUAAACAUGGCUUUGAGCACCAAGUUUGAAGGAAUCAAGACUGGUAAAUGCACUCAUGCUCUUUACGACAAGUUGAUUUUUUCAAAGACUAAAUAACUUUUUGGUGGACGUUGCCGUUUCUUGGUUACUUCUUCUGCUCCUAUUUCUAAGGAUGUCAUCGAUUUUAUGAAAGUCAUCUCUUGUGUUCCUAUGAUUGAAGGUUAUGGUCAAACUGAAUCUACUGGUGCUACCUUCACUACUUUCUUUGAAGAUCCUGAAUCUGGUCAUUGUGGUGGUCCAACUGCUGCUGCUGAAUAUAAGCUUGUUGAUGUACCCGAUAUGAAUUACUUCUCUACUGAUAAGAAUGAAAAAGGAGAACCCCAACCAAGAGGUGAAAUUUGCUUUAGAGGAACUGGUAACUUUAUGGGUUACUUCAAAGACUUAGCUAAGACUAACGAAGCCAUUGAUAAGGAUGGCUGGUUACACACUGGUGAUGUUGGUAUGAUCUUACCUCAUACAUAAGCUUUAAAAAUUAUUGAUAGAAAGAAAAACAUUUUUAAGCUUCAAUAAGGUGAAUAUGUUGCUCCUGAAAAGGUAGAAAACUCUUACUUAAAAGUUAGAGGUAUUCAAGAAAUCUUCGUUUAUGGAGACUCUCUUCAAUCUUAUUGUAUUGCAAUUGCUGUUUUAGAAAAGGCCUUCAUUGAAGAUUUAGGUAAAUAAAAGAAUAUUUCUGGUACAUACGAAGAGCUAUGUUAAAAUCCUGAAAUAGUUUCAGCUGUCUUAGCCUCUCUUGAAAAGUAGGGACGUGCUGACAAGCUUGCAGGAUUUGAAUUGGCCAAAAAGUUGUACAUCCACCCAGAAUCAAUGGCCAAUCUCAACUGUAUGACCACAACAAUGAAAAUACAACGUCAUAAUGCCAAAAACGUUUUCAAACAAUAAAUCGAUAAAAUGUACUCUACUCCUUUAGCUAAUGCAUGA
Molecule: messenger RNA, 1998 nt
Organism: Tetrahymena thermophila SB210
Lineage: Eukaryota; Ciliophora; Oligohymenophorea; Hymenostomatida; Tetrahymenidae
Product: AMP-binding enzyme family protein
Exons: 5
Cellular component (GO): membrane; endoplasmic reticulum
Molecular function (GO): long-chain fatty acid-CoA ligase activity
Source: RefSeq, a predicted model, not a curated record